Molecule: messenger RNA, 1008 nt
Organism: Cataglyphis hispanica
Lineage: Eukaryota; Metazoa; Arthropoda; Insecta; Hymenoptera; Formicidae
Gene: RabX5
Product: ras-related protein Rab-34
Exons: 7
Coding region: 140-949 (269 amino acids)
Molecular function (GO): GTPase activity; GTP binding
Source: RefSeq, a predicted model, not a curated record
UAUAAAAAAAUCAAUCUUAACAAAUAUAUGUAAUCGCGGAAUAUGCAUGUAUUGUAGAACAAUAGAUACGCAUAAUACACAUAUAAAAUAAAAGUGUAUUUUGUUUCUCAGGAUGCUUUAAUAAUCUGAUUCAAACGUUAUGAUGUUGGAAACGCGCUCCGCGGUUUACAAAAUGAUCAAAGAAAGAGCCCACGAUGAGAGGCAGAUAACUAAUUGGCCGCCACCUUUUUCGUCGGAGAUGACCCCGUACACCGAAAGCGAUUUUGGCAAUUUAGUCAGACGUACUUGCGAAAACAAGAACUUGACUCUCAGAAUCUCCAAAGUAAUUGUCAUCGGUGACGUUGCUGUCGGCAAAACAUCAUUGGUAAACUGUUUCUGUCACAAGCUCUUCGAUAAUAAUUACAAGGCUACAAUUGGCGUGGACUUUGAAGUGGAGAGAUUCGAUAUCCUCGGCUUACCUUUCCAUUUGCAAAUAUGGGAUACCGCCGGACAAGAAAGAUUCAAAUGUAUAGCAGCGUCUUAUUAUCGUGGCGCUAAUGUAAUCAUGAUUGUUUUUGAUGUGAGUAACUUGAUGUCAUUGAGGCAUUGUCAGCAAUGGUUAAAUGAAGCGAGUCGCAGCAAUGUUGGUCCUUAUCAUAUUUUUUUAGUCGGCACGAAAAAGGAUUUAUUGUCACAUCAGGUGUACGAUAUAAUAGAAAAACGGGCGUCGGAAACGGCGAAAGCAAUGCGAGCAGAAUAUUGGGCGGUCUCGUCAAGAACGGGCAACGGGGUAUUCGAAUUAUUCACACGUAUUGCUGCACUUACCUUUCAGGCAAUGGCACUGCGUGAGAUGCAGAGCUUAAAACUCGAACCAAUCAACAUCGGCUCGACGAUAACGCUGAAAAGACAAUCAAAGGAAGCCGAGACAAAGGCACAGAGAAUGCCAAGGUGUCUCAAAUGUCCAUCAUAAUAUGGCUAAUAUAUAAAUAUUAAAUGACAAAAAUAUUAUAUCACAAUUUUUCAGCAAUU